Messenger RNA from Oncorhynchus tshawytscha (Chinook salmon), 6581 nucleotides. RefSeq names its product epidermal growth factor receptor substrate 15-like 1. Gene Ontology annotation, molecular function: cadherin binding; calcium ion binding. The coding region runs from base 68 to 2914 and encodes 948 amino acids. Gene Ontology annotation, cellular component: clathrin coat of coated pit; cytoplasm; plasma membrane. The record is from RefSeq and is a predicted model, not a curated record. Gene Ontology annotation, biological process: endosomal transport; endocytosis. The transcript has 26 exons. NCBI's taxonomy places the organism in Eukaryota, Metazoa, Chordata, Actinopteri, Salmoniformes, Salmonidae.
CACUAGGUGAUGGUGUUGUCUACGAGCUGGAGGGUGUACUGUGUGCGUUCCCGCAGCAACAGGGAAGAUGGCUGCACUCGCAUCUCUCACCCAGCUGUCAAGUGGGAACCCUGUGUACGAGAACUUUUAUAGACAGGUGGACCCAGGAAACACGGGGAGAGUAGGGCCCACGGAAGCUGCGUUGUUCCUGAAGAAAUCGGGUCUUCCUGAUGUCACGUUGGGAAAGAUCUGGGAUUUGGCAGACCCAGAUGGGAAAGGGUUCUUGGACAAACGGGGGUUCUAUGUAGCUCUGCGGUUGGUGGCCUGUGCACAGAGCGGACAAGACGUCAGCCUCUCGAGUUUGAACCUCACUAUCCCUCCCCCCAAAUUUAAGGACACUAGCAGCCCAUCUCUCAGCACAUCAUCCGUCUCUAGUGAACCCCACUGGGCUGUGAGGCCUGAAGAAAAGGGUAAAUUCGACGGCAUAUUUGAAAGCCUUGCACCAGUCAGUGGACUCCUCUCUGGUGACAAAGUAAAACCAGUUCUAACCAACUCAAAACUACCUCUGGACGUGUUAGGAAAGGUUUGGGAUCUCAGUGACAUUGAUAAAGAUGGACAUCUGGAUCGAGAUGAAUUUGCGGUGGCCAUGCACCUGGUCUACCGGGCCUUGGAGAAGGAACCGGUCCCCUCUGUUCUCCCCUCCUCUCUCAUCCCUCCAAACAAGAGAAAGAAGUCAUUGGUGGGCUCCCUUCCUGGCAUGGUGCCCAUGUUGUCCGCCAGCCCCCCGCCCCCCAAGGACAGCCUGCGCUCCACCCCUUCCCACGGUAGCAUGAACUCCCUCAACAGCGCCGGCAGUCUCUCCCCCAAAUAUUCUCUAAAAUCUGCACAGCACUCAGUGAACUGGGUAGUCCCGGUGACAGACAGAGGGCGCUAUGAUGACAUCUUCCUGAAGACAGACUUGGAUGUAGAUGGCUUUGUCAGCGGCAUGGAAGUCAAGGACAUCUUCAUGCACUCAGGGCUGCCCCAGAAUCUACUGGCACACAUAUGGGCCCUGGCAGACACCAGGCAGAUGGGGAAGCUGACGCGGGAGCAGUUUGCUCUGGCCAUGCACUUCAUCCAGCAGAAAGUCAGCAAAGGCAUGGACCCUCCUCAGGCCCUGACCCCUGACAUGAUCCCCCCUUCAGAGAGGGGCACUCCCGUGCCAGUGUGUACCACUCCCUCCCAUAGUAUGUCUGGGUACAUGACUCCCGUGGGCUCUGAGGUGGCCGCUCUGUCUGAGAUGAGGCGGGACAGCUCCAGUUCUGUGGGGUCAGGGUCAGAGUUCACUGGAAUCAAGGAGCUGGACGACAUCAGUCAAGAGAUCGCUCAGCUGCAGAGGGAGAAGUAUACCUUGGAGCAGGACAUCAGAGAGACAGAGGAGGCCAUCCGACACAAGUCCUCGGAGGUGCAGGAGAUGCAGAACGACCUGGACAGAGAGACGUGCAGCUUGCAGGAGCUGGAGGCCCAGAAGCAGGAGGCCCAGGAGCGGCUGGAGGAGAUGGACCAGCAGAAGGCCAAGCUGGAGGACAUGCUCAACGACGUCCGGAUCAAGUGCAAUGAGGAGUCCCAAAUGAUUUCAUCCCUGCAGAAUCAGAUCCACUCCCAGGAGACUGACCUGCACAGCCAAGAAGAGGAGCUGAGUCGAGCCAAGGCAGACCUGAACCAGCUGCAGCUGGAGGAGAGCCAGCUGGAACAGAGCCUAACGGCUGGCAAGUUCCAACUGGAGACCAUCAUCAAGUCCCUCAAAGCCACCCAGGACGAGAUCAACCAGGCUCGCAGUAAGCUGUCUCAGAUCCAGGACAGCCAGCAGGAGAUGACUAAGAGCAUUGAGCAGUACAACAGCAACCUGAACGGGACCCACGGAGGCAGCAUGACCAACCUGGCUGACAUGAGCGAGGGAUUCCACAACCGCGAGAAUGGAGGUUUCGGAGCCAUGGAGGACCCAUUUAAGGUGAAGACAUCUGGGUUCUGUAGCGUCCCUCAGGAGAUGCACACAGACCCCUUCCACUCCGAAGACCCCUUCAAGACAGACCCGUUCAAAGGUGACCCCUUCCAAAACGACCCUUUUGCAAAGCAGCCAUCACUACCAGCGCCUCCAGAUCUCUCUCACCAUCCAGACCCCUUUGGGGGGGACCCAUUCAAAGAGACGGACCCCUUCAAAGCUACGUCGGAAGACUUCUUCAGGAAGACCACCGUCAAGGCAGACCCCUUCAGCACCCCCGACCCCUUCAGUAAAAGUGCCACGCUCCCCACCAAGACAAGUCACUUUACAACCAGCGCAGACCCUUUCAUAUCCAUUAGCCCAAAACCCACCAGAGGCCCAGGACCAGAUCUCUUUGGCACGCUCGACCCCUUUGGAAGCAGUACUGCCUUUGGAAGCAGUAACAGCUCAUUUGGCAGUAACAGUGGGUUCGCAGACUUCAGCCAAAUGUCAAAGGUCAGAGACCCGAUGGAAGGAAGAGGAGGCUUUCCAGAAUACCAGCAGUCUGGGUUCGUAGACGACCCCUUCAGUAGGAAGCAGGACGGCCCAGCUCUGCCGCCCAAGAAGAGCAUUCCACCCAGACCCAAACCACCCAGUGUAAAACACACAGAAGAACGUUGUAAAAGCACCCCCGUCAACAUGCCUGGAGGAGCGGGCGACUCGACCAAGCCCUGUGACCCCUUCCAGCCGUUUGGCAGUGACGGCAUCGACCCCUUUCAGAGUAAAAAGGGGGUCGGAGACCCGUUUAGUGGCAAAGAUCCUUUUGCUCCAUCUGCCUCAAGUAAAGCUUCUAAAGACUGUUCCUUGGGUUUUGCAGACUUCAGUUCUGGCCAGAAAAAGUUAAGUUUGGAAAUGAGGCCCAGCAACUGGAGUGGGCGAAGCGAGAGAGUGAGCGAGCGGAGCGGGAGCGGCUGAAGAGGCUCCGGCAGCAGGAGCAAGAGGACUUAGAGCUGGCCAUCGCUCUCAGCAAGGCCGAGAUGUCCCACGGGUGACCUGGACUGGACACACACAGACACACAUACAUAGAGAUAUGCACAAAUAGACAAACGCACACAUAGACAAACUCUUACUAGCGUUACUAGUUCAGACACUCACACACACACACACACACACACGCAUCACACAUUCGUAUACAACUCACAAACCGUACCCCACACACUGUGAAUCACACAUAGCUGGCCAUUUCCCUCGGGGCCGAUGUGCCCAAGACAUGACCGCUUCCUCAACCACACACACAGGCAUACGCCUGCAGACACAGACCACCGCUACAACACACAUACACACGCCACCUGAUACGCACACACAGAUACACACACCUCGCCACAUAUUCCCCAGACCGACAAACUCUCAAAGCAAAACAAUAGCAAAACAGAACUUUUGGGGUCGGCCUGGACCCGAUGUGGAAACGUAACUGGAUAUGACUUUACGGUGGGAGGUUGGAGUGGAGGGUGGGAGCCAGCAAUCACAAUCUCUCUUACUCUUUUUAAUUGAUAGGUGUGGAGGGGAACGGAUGAUGGCCCAUGGUUUGUGAAGGAGGUGAUGCGCUGUUUAAAUGCACUAUAGAGGCUGGCUUAACAUGUAAAGAUGAGCAGAAUAUGUGUCUGUCUGGUGAGGGAGCAUGGAUCCCCUCACUUGACCGACUAGAGCCCUGACAGAUGUGAAGAAGGGAAUAGCUAAAGGUUAUGGCGGGAUGCUUUUGAAGAUCGAGACAUUAUUUUAGUAUUGGUUUAUUAUGUGAAUGUGGUGAGCCAUGGGAGGAGUGCUGGAGGCUUCCCUGACUGGUUACUGCAAGUGUUGUGUGAGAGAGAGGUCUGCUUGGACCAGAACAAAUUGUACAGAUAUAUUUUCUUUCUCGCCGAGUGUGAGAUAGUAUAUGCAUUGUUUUUUACAAUAUUUCAGUGCUUCUUCAGCGAACAUAGGGAGAAGGAAUGGAUACUUAGUUGUGCCUCUUUUGACAGUUUAAGUAAGUUCAAAAGGCUGUGAUUUACACCAAACAACCACAAAAAAAGACUAGAUGAGGGAAAUUCUAGAUGAGGGAAAGUUUUACUAUGUUUUAUUAUAGAGGGUUUAAUUGCAGAUUUGUACGAUUUUUAUUUAAUUUAAUUAUGUGGUAAGUGUUAUUUUAUUAUUUGAUGUUGUAUUUGUUAAAGGACUGAAACAAUAUUGUUAAUUACAAUUCUAGUUGUAAGAACUGCAAAAAUGGAUAAACCUGCAAGCACACGCUGCAGAGGUCAAAUAAAGUAAGGCAUGGCCUGUGGUUUUCUUCGGGCUAACCAUCAAUGAUAUGCAAAUUCAUUAGGUCACGUAAGUUUCACAGCUAUAACGUGAAUAUUCAACGGUUUGCGGUACAGUGUGUCAUAGUUUGUUACAACUUUGAUUUAUUUUAGCCACAUUGUCUUUUACUUGAUUUUCUUGCAGAUGGUACUGCCUAGCACAUUAAACCUGUGGUUCUUACUUCACUUUCAAACUCAAAGGGCAAUUCCACCACUUUUCAAUCUCAUUUUCAUUAUCAACAGCGCAAUACCAGGGUUUACAUAUGUAAAAACGGCACUACAGAUGAAAUAAGUCACGAUGAACUUCGCAGGGUGGUGAAAGUGCACGCCACGGUGAUCUUGGUGCUCCUUUCCAAUAAAUAUCGAGGGUCUUAUUCUGGUGACAUGAUGAUCGAUGCUUGUCUGCCGUUUGACAAGUAAAAAUAUUCUCGCUGUUCAUAAUAAUGUCAUCAUGUCAACUAGCCUACCCACACUGUAUCUGCGAGCUGUUGGCUAGAGCUCUCGUGCCAAGACCAGAGUGGGGAAAUGUGCUAUUGAACGCAACAGUUUUUGUGACUAAACUAUCGGAAGAGUUGAAAAUGCGAUGGAAACACAUUCAACUUUAGAUUUUUAUUCAGUACACUUAAAACGAAAAAUGACAUUUUAUGUGCAUUGCGUACUGACUUUUGUCCACAACAAGUCCGUUUGGUGGAAACACACCCCUAGUGGGAAAAUGCGCAUAUUUUCUUUAUGCAGAUUUUUGAGUAUUCGCAUUAAAAUCUGUCGCCAAUUGGAUGGAAACCUAACUACAGAGAAGCAUUUUUUAGGACCUUUCUUCUUAUCUUUUUAACCACAGAUCAUAGAAACGCGUCCUUUUCACAUAUGUAGAGAAUGGUAUGGUGCUGGUCAUAAUGAAUAUGAGGUUGAAAAGUGGCAGAAUUGCCCUUUAAGCUUUGAAUUGAACUGAAUAGAGAUGAUGAUAAUAGUAGCUCAUAUGAAAAUGACAGUUGCACUCAUUUCCCCUUUGUUUUAUGUUCUCCUGUUGUAUUGAACUAUAUGUGUCCUACUGUACAUGUGUCCAUUACCUUUAAUAAGCUUCCAUGUAUUGCCAUUGUUGUCCCCUACUAUUGGAGUAGUCUGAGUGAAAAGACCUAUCCUGAGCCAUAUGUUGUGAAAAUGUAUUAUUAAAGCUACGUUCUCCUUUGGGUUGGGGAAGGACAUGAUUUAAGUUACAAUUCUGCGGUAUGGGCCAUUAACACUGCCACUAGGUGGAAAUUGCAACCAUCUCUCCCUGAUAUUUAUUUGUUUAUGUUUACAUAUCAAUCUUCUUUGCUGUAGUGGUUACAACAGUGUAAUAAUUUUCUAUGAGAAGAACCUGUUCUGGUACAGAUCUGACCUUUAAUCGGGCUGCUGUUUAUAGCUGAGGUAACUUGUGGUCGUCUGCAUUCAGCCCUGUGGUGUUUUAAUCACAGGUCAGACGCCGAAGCUUGGAAUGCCAACACUCCCGCCCUUACCCAGAAUGCUCUGUGUCAGAACCCCUGUAAUGUGUCCUCGGGUUAGGGGAAAUCCACAGUGAGUGUGCUUGGUUGGCUGUAGACCAGGCCACAGCUCUCUGUUCAUUGGUCACUUCAUGCCCCUUUUUAUACCUUGAACAUCCAUCCAUCCAUCCUUUCUUACUCCAUUCUUUGAAGUUAUCAUUGAUCUGUCACUAUUGGAUUGGUGAAAGAAAGGGUUCCAUGAUGUACCCCAAUCACCCAUCUAAUCAUGUCAGAUUAGGGAGGCAGGAUGGAAGGAUGCAUUUUGAGACUAUUGAAACAGGGCCCAAGUGUUCUCUCAUCCACUACCUAGUGUUCUCUACAUACUUACCACUCAUGCUGUAUUUUGUCUUUGAUACCACCAUUGUGCAAUAGAUUUUAUUUCUUAUUUUCUCGUUGUUCGGGUAUUCGAGUUUGAUCAUGUGUAUAGGGAUACAUGCAGAGGCCUGUAUAUCUAUUGUACAAGCCAGAUUGUAGAGGGCUUUUCUUUUGGUUUUCUGGUUUUCUGACAACUGAUCUGACUUCUAAAGCUUGGUGCAUUCCUUUUCCAUUUGGCCUGCCUUUGACUGUCCCUCUAUAGAUGAAAAUAAGAAAUAAUCCAGCUGUCUUUCUGCAUUGUAUAAGAUGUACACAAACUGUAUAUUAUGUCCGUUAUAUUUCUUUCAUGAGAAGUGGAAAAAUGUGUGUAACUUGAAACAGGAUAUAUGCAAAAAUACAAACGCUUGGAUUUAUUUGAAAUGCUAAUCCCCUGUACAUGGUCAUUGUUUACUAGAAUAAACAUUUCAGUUAAAUUGA